Messenger RNA from Linum tenue, 2252 nucleotides. The record is from the annotation of a GenBank genome assembly. Lineage: Eukaryota; Viridiplantae; Streptophyta; Magnoliopsida; Malpighiales; Linaceae.
UCUUAUUCUGCUUAUUUUCCGCUUUUUAUAACACCCACAUAAACCUUCACUCAUCCCCCACGUUCUCUGCUCCACUAAUCAGAUAAGAGAACACAGACAUAUUAGAGCAUGGAGAUGCAAAUGCCAACGGUGAGAAACAGCAACAACAGAGGCAAAAGAGGAAAUCACAUGCCAAUGGAGAGAAAAGCAAAAAUUCUUGUCACUAUCUGCCAUAUUUUUCUUCUCGAGCUUACCAAAACGCACCGUCGUUUUGUCCCCAUCCAUUCUUCUGCUUAUUUUCCGCUUGUUUAUAACUCCCACAUAAACCUGCUCUCAUCCCCCCACUUUCUCUGCUCCACUAAGCAGUAAAAAAGCACUACUCACACUCUCUCCACUCCAUUGCCUCUUCUCUCUCAAGUCUGAAAAACCAGUGAGCAAUGGCGCCUCCCUCUCGUUUCCUCUCCGCCUUCGCUUCACUCCUUCUCUUCACCCCCUUCUUCGCAGAUGGGGGCUCUAUCGGGGUAAACUACGGCAGAAUCGCCGACAACCUCCCGUCGGCGGUGAAAGUCGUGCAGCUCCUGAAAUCACAAGGGUUAAGCCGGGUUAAAGUGUUCGAUGCCGACCCGUCCGUGCUCCGAUCUCUAGCCGGAUCUGGAAUCAAGGUCACCGUCGAUUUACCCAACGAGAUGCUCUCCUCCGCCGCCAAGAAGCCUUCCUUCGCAGCCGCGUGGGUGCAGAGAAACGUCGCCGCCUACCACCCGGCGACCGAGAUCGAAGCCAUCGCCGUCGGGAACGAAGUGUUCGUCGACACUCACAACACCACCAAGUUCUUGAUCCAGGCAAUGCGAAACAUCCACCAGGCGCUGGUGAAAUCCAACCUCCAUUCCGCCAUCAAGGUCUCCUCCCCAAUCGCUCUCAGCGCGCUCCAGAAUUCCUACCCUUCGUCGGCGGGGUCGUUCCGGCAGGAGCUCGUCGAGCCGGUUUUCCGCCCAAUGCUGGAGUUCCUCCGGGAGACCGGCUCGUACUUGAUGGUGAACGCUUACCCGUUCUUCGCGUACGAGGCGAACUCCGACGUCAUCUCGCUGGACUACGCUCUGUUCAGGGAGAAUCCCGGCAACGUCGACGCCGGCAACGGGUUGAGAUACUUCAGCCUCUUCGACGCCCAGAUCGACGCCGUGUUCGCCGCGAUGUCGGCGCUGAAGUUCGACGACAUCGAGAUGGUGGUUUCGGAGACGGGAUGGCCUUCCAAGGGCGACGGAACCGAGAUCGGUGCCAGCGUGGCAAACGCGGCUGCUUACAACGGCAAUCUCGUCCGUCGGAUCUUGACAGGAGGUGGGACCCCUCUGAGGCCCAAGGCAGAUCUGACGGUCUACCUCUUCGCUCUGUUCAACGAGGACGACAAAAACGGGCCGACGUCGGAGCGCAACUACGGCCUCUUCUACCCCAACGAAGAGAAGGUCUACGACAUCCCCUUCACAUCAGAAGGCCUCAAGAAAUACAAGGACAAAAGAGCUCCGGCCACCGGCGGCGGCCAUGUCACCGCUCCUCCGGUCACCGGAGGUGGAGUGUCGAGGAGCACGACGAGGAACACCUGGUGCGUAGCGAGUGGGGAGGCCGGGGAGGAGAAGCUGCAGGCUGCCCUCGAUUUCGCCUGCGGAGAAGGCGGCGCCGACUGCCGGCAGAUCCAGCCAGGGGCGGCGUGCUUCAAGCCGAACACCGUGGAGGCCCACGCUAGCUUCGCGUUCAAUAGCUAUUACCAGAGGAACGAGCGCGCCGGCGGUUCCUGCUAUUUCGGCGGCGCGGCGUAUGUCGUCGCCCAACCACCCAAAUAUGGGGAGUGCGAGCUUCCGACUCGGUACUAAAGAAGAAAGAAGACUGAUUAGCUGGGUUUAGUGAUCAAUGACUCAUCUCCUAACAGGUGGCGUAUGGAUGAGGAAUAAACCACCAUACGAUGGGCAUAGGGUUCUUUGGGAUAUGGUCGGUCCAUCCAUGGCGGGUGACGCCGUGACGAGCACUACCACGAAACAAUAAUCUUCCCAUACUUUUGGCAUUAUAUAUGUACUCAGAUCUCUUCAUAGAAUUUGGUUAUGGUAUUCUGUGCAAGUACAUGCUUAUGGCGUUUAGUUGAACAGCGCUGUAAUCAGAUGUAACAAAAUUGUCAUUUAGUGUAUGUAAUUAUGGUUUUAUAUUUUGUUUCAAAAAAAAAGGGGAAAUUUAUGGCUGUAGAUUUGUGGGACAUACGAUCCAACGACAUAAACAUUUAUUUAUAUAAG